Molecule: messenger RNA, 1163 nt
Organism: Vigna unguiculata (cowpea)
Lineage: Eukaryota; Viridiplantae; Streptophyta; Magnoliopsida; Fabales; Fabaceae
Product: BTB/POZ and MATH domain-containing protein 2-like
Biological process (GO): protein ubiquitination
Molecular function (GO): protein binding
Source: RefSeq, a predicted model, not a curated record
UUAACUAAUUAUUUGAUGUUUUGGGUGUUUCAGGGGUUACAAAAGAUUUUUUAAGAGAACAGCUCUAGAAACUUCGGACUACCUUAAAGAUGAUUGUCUAUCUGUGAAUUGUAGUGUUGGUGUUGUGAGGUCACGUACGGAAGGUCCUAAAAUCUAUACGAUAGCAAUACCGUCUUCUAGCAUUGGUCAUCAAUUUGGGCAGCUACUUGAAAGUCGUAAAGGAAGUGAUGUGAAUUUUGAAGUGAACGGAGAAUUUUUUUCUGCUCAUAAAUUGGUAUUAGCAGCUCGGUCACCUGUUUUUAGAGCACAGCUUUUUGGUCCUAUGAAAGAUCAGAAUACCCAGUGUAUUAAAGUUGAAGACAUGGAGGCUCCAGUUUUCAAGGCAUUGCUUCAUUUUAUAUACUGGGACUCACUGCCAGAUAUGCAUGAGCUUACUGGGUUGAACUCAAAGUGGGCAUCAACCUUGAUGGCUCAGCAUCUUCUAGCAGCAGCUGAUCGAUAUGGUCUUGAGAGGCUUAGGCUGACGUGUGAAGCAAGUCUCUGUGAAGAUGUAGCAAUUAAUACUGUGGCUACGACUCUAGCCUUGGCAGAGCAGCACCACUGUUUCCAGCUGAAAGCUGUUUGUCUCAAGUUUAUUGCUACUUCUGAAAAUCUUAGAGCUGUGAUGCAAACUGACGGAUUUGAGUACUUGAAGGAAAGUUGCCCAUCUGUUCUGACUGAGCUAUUGGAGUACGUGGCCAGAUUUACUGAGCAUUCGGACUUCAUGUGCAAGCAUAGGAAUGAAGCACUGCUUGAUGGCAGUGACAUAAAUGGGAGGCGGGUGAAGCAAAGGCUCUAGUUUCAACACUGAACAGCUUUCUGUACAACCCUCUUCUACUCUCCGUUUUAAAAGAUCGCUAGAGUUUGUAGUUGAAGGGAAAAUAUAUAUAAUCUUUUAUAGGAUCAGAGGCAAAUUUUAAAUUUCUUAGCUUAUUCUUGUGUAAGAGAUGUAAAUGUAAUUUGUGUUGUUGCUGUUACCGUUCUGUUUGACGUAGGUUUCUUCUGUAAUAUCUUAAGGAUUUCUUUUUACUGGAAAACAUGUCUGGAAAGUGUUGAUUUGAUCGCUACUUCCCCGUUUGUUUUUGUACUUUUAUUCAAUCUAGCAGCGUAAGUACUCUUGAACA